GAAAAAGGUGAUUGGUUGCGUGUCAUAUGCAUGGAAAACAGUGUGAUCUAGUAGCAGUAGAGUUAAGUAUUGAAAUUUGAAAGGGUGAAGGGUGGAAUAAGGUUGGUGCAGAGUGAGUGAGAGACGAGAAAAGAAUGAGUGAAGAAGGUCCUCCAAAGCUAUAUACCAACAAGCCCGGAAAAGCGCAACUGAAGCAGUUUCGGGGGCAACAGAAAUCGAACGGGUUCUCCUCGCCGGCGGCGAUGGAUACACACGCGGCUGCUCCGCCACCGCCGCCAAAGGAACCCUUUAUUCGGCGCUACAAGUUCGUUUGGCCUGUGCUUUUGGCUGUGAAUCUCGGUGUCGGAGCUUAUUUGUUUAUGGGGACAAAGAAGAAAGAUACUGGUGAGGAGGAACAAGAUGCUACUCCUGUCUCAACUAAGGAUGCUACCCCUCAUGUUGUUGAGACUCCUGUGUCAUCACCAUCUAUUACAAAUCCCGUGAUCAAUCGAGAGCCAAUUCCAGAAAACCAACAACGUGAACUCUUGAAGUGGAUAUUGGAAGAGAAGAGGAAGGUCAAAGCAAAAGACGCAGAGGAGAAGCGAAAAAUUGAUGAAGAGAAAGCUCUGCUUAAAAAGCUUAUUCGGUCAAAAUCCAUCCCAAGUGUCUAAUGAUGUUAUCUUUAUCUGCAGGGGAAAAAGAAGUUCUUGAAUUCAAAUGUACAUGAAUUGAUUCAUCCAAUGCUUUUGUUUUCUGUUUACUUGGUUUGCUGAUGGAUUUUAGAUUGUUGAUGGCACUUGAUGUACAAUGCCCAUGUUCUUUUUUACCUAUAGAUGUCAUUUGGAUUUUCAAUAUAUUUAAUGGUUUUGUGAAUAAAGCCAGAUUUGAGUUAGAGCCUCAGCACAUGGCUAGUGCAGAGGCUGGUGAGCAGUGUUUCUUAGGUAAUUUAAAGCACUAAGGUGAGUGAGGGUACUAUUUAAAUUGUGCAAAUGCAAUAAAAUUUUAUUGAAUUUAAGUA
This is a messenger RNA of Glycine soja, 997 nucleotides long. RefSeq lists its product as uncharacterized. The transcript has 3 exons. The record is from RefSeq and is a predicted model, not a curated record. The coding region runs from base 135 to 650 and encodes 171 amino acids. Lineage: Eukaryota; Viridiplantae; Streptophyta; Magnoliopsida; Fabales; Fabaceae.